Molecule: messenger RNA, 3715 nt
Organism: Amphibalanus amphitrite
Lineage: Eukaryota; Metazoa; Arthropoda; Thecostraca; Balanomorpha; Balanidae
Exons: 7
Coding region: 93-3029 (978 amino acids)
Biological process (GO): regulation of DNA-templated transcription; telomere maintenance via telomere lengthening
Cellular component (GO): shelterin complex
Molecular function (GO): telomeric repeat DNA binding
Source: RefSeq, a predicted model, not a curated record
UGUUUGCGCCGCACGACCACGUUUGCGCGCAAAUAUCGAAACAUCUCGUUUGCGCGGCGCUUACGUAGCCCUGUGGGCCCUGUGCUGUGGCCAUGGUGCCGCCUUCACAGCUGUUUGUGCGGACGGGCGAUGGCAAACCGAUGGAGUUUUACCUGGAUGCGGGCCUGCCACGCCCGGAGCGGUGCCGGCUGCAGGCGCUGGUGGUGGGCCACGGCGGCACGCUGGUGACCAACCCGGCGCGCCGUCGGCAUGCAGUGACUCUAGGCGCUGGCGUGCCGGGAUCGCAGCAGCGCCCGGACGUCUGUGAUCGGCAGGACACCUUCAGCAUCAAGUUCGUGGACGAGUGUGUGCGCAAGGGCCGGGUGGUGGACCUGUGUCCAUUCAGGCUGCAGUCCACCUCUCGAUACAGCCGGUCGGAGUGGGUGAACGACGUGCUGCUCGGCUGGUGCGCCUGGUCUGACCUGGCAGUGUGGAAGGCGCCCCCCGACUCUGACACCGACGAGGAGCUGGCACUGCGGGCUGCUGCCCUCAAGGCGGGCGACGGCCGGCUGGGCUUCACCCGUGAGAAGGAUGAGGCGCUGGUGCGCUUCGUGGCCGAGUACGGUGACAUGAAAUACCCAUCGGUGAUGACGCUCAAAUUCUGGUUCUGGAUGGCGUUCCGGCUGCCGGCGGUGCUGUCCGGCCACUCACCGCCGUCGCUCUUCGACCGCUAUUUCAAACAGGUGGAUCCACGACUGGCCGACUUCAAGUCGACGGUGCCGCUGCACAUGGUGGAGAGUGCGGCCUCGACCACAGGCGCCAAGCUGCCGCUCACGGAAGAUGAGCAACGCGCACUGGAAAAGUACUGUGAGGAGGAGACAAACCGGUAUCAGCCGGUUCGGCAGCCAGGCAACUCGGACACCGAAUCAGAGGACCUGAUCGGCGCCAAGGCCUCGGGGAACAAGCUGUUUGUGCGGACGGGUGAUGGCAAGCCGAUGGAGUUUUACCUGGAGGCGGGCCUGCCGCGCCCGGAGCGGUGCCGGCUGCAGGCGCUGGUGGUGGGCCACGGCGGCGCGCUGGUGACCAACCCGGCGCGCCGUCGGCAUGUAGUGACACUGGGCGCUGGCGUGCCGGGAUCGCAGCUCCGCAAGGCCACAUCUGUUCGGCGGGACACCUUCAGCAUCAAGUUCGUGGACGAGUGUGUGCGCAAGGGCCGGGUGGUGGACCUGUGUCCAUUCAGGCUGCAGUCCACCUCUCGGUACAACCGCCCGGAGUGGGUGAACGACGUGCUGCUCGGCUGGUGCGCCUGGUCCGACCUGGGCGUGGAGACGGCGGUCCCCUACUCUUACUUCGUCGGCCAGCUGCACAUUGUGCUGCUUAGCCUCGGCGGCGGCCGGCUGGGCUUCACCCGUGAGAAGGACGAGGCGCUGGUGCGCUUCGUGGCCGAGUACGGCAUCCGGCAUAUUUUCCCACCAGUGACGGGUAAACUAUUCUGGUUCUGGAUGGCGUCUCAGCUGCCGGCGGUGCUGUCCGGCCACUCACCGCCGUCGCUCUUCGACCGCUUUUUCGAACAGGUAGGGCCACGACUGGCCGACUUCAAGUCAACGGUGCCGCUGCACCUGUUGAAGAUGGCGUCCCUUUUCACGGGCACCCGGCUACCGCUCACAGAAGAUGAGCAGCGCGCACUUGCUAAGCGCAAACAGGAGGUGGAAUAUCGGUGUCAGCAGGUUUUGUGGCGCAGGCGCCGGCAGCUGCCCUUCUUCGCUGGCGACUCUUGCACCGAAGCAGGGGACCUGAUCUGCGCCACGGACUCUGGGAACAAGGUGAGCCGCGGCGCCGCCUCCGCCGUUGCCCCCGCUGAUAAUUCCGCAAGAUCUGAGGACGCUCCUGUCGCUCCUGGUCUCAGUCCUGACGCUCCUGGUCUCAGUCCGGCCGCUCCUGGUCACAGUCCGGCCGCUUCUGAUAUUUCGGCCACUCCUGACGAUCCUGUAGCUCGGGACAUCGUUCCUACGGCUCCUCCCACCGCUGGUACAACUACUGCUGCAGCUGACAAGGUCUUCGUGGCCUGUUCCGCUGCUGCCACUAAUACGACGGCCGCCGGAAGUGCCGGACUGGAUAUGGGCUCAAGCGAUGUCAGUAUGGCGCCGGCUGGCGCGGGCGGCACCCACCCAGCCGCCGCAGCCUCCGUGAGUCCGGAGGGAGUGGCGGCGGCGAUUUCUGCGGGACGCCGCGGGCGGCGGCUGCGCUCGGCUAGCUUGUCACGAAGCUCGGUGUCGAGCUCAGACAACUUCCAAUCACCGCCCAGGAAGACGCCACUGCUGGCCGGCGAGCGGAGCAGCCAGCCCGGUCCGUCUGGCGUGAGGCCGGCGCCGAAAAGUAGCUCCGCUGACAGCGGCGCCAGCGCGCCGGACACUGCCCAGCCGGCGCAGAUGAGUCUCGAACCGAGCAGCUCCACUGACGGCGACGCCAGCGCAGAUACGUCACGAUCGUCGCGCCGCCAAUGGCAGGCGUACUCGAGGGCCGAGGAGGACGUGCUGGUGCGCCGUGUGCUGGCCGAGCACGCGGCCGGCGGCCUGCUGGGCGGUCGCCGCGUCUGGCAGAAGAUAGAGGACAGUGGCGUGCUGCCGGGCCGCUCCUGGCAGUCGCUUAAGGAGCACUGGCGCCGCACGGCGCCGCGGCUUCGCAACAACUCCCAGCUGACGGAGAGCCAGCGGCGCCAGCUGUGCCGCGCGCUGCGCCGGCCGACCGGGCGCCCCGGCGGCGGCCGACCGCCAAAUGAGCCUCAUUCGCCGGCGCGGCCUUACACUCGCGCCGAGGACCUGGCCGUGUUGCGGUUCCUCCGGGAGGAACCGGGGCGCGUGGUCAACAUCUCGGGCCGCGCGCUGUGGCAGGAUAUGUCCGUGGCACUGAACAGGUCCGGCCGGUCGGUCAGGAGCUGGCAGUCACUGAAGGAGCGCUUCCACAAGCGGAUCGCGCCUGCACUGCACCAUGAGUACAACGAAGUGGACAGCGUCUUCCGCGUCUUCCUGGCUGCCGAGCUGGGCCUGUAACGGCCGCGCGGUGAGGACGGCGGAGCACGGGGGCCGGUGCUAGUGUGUGAGUUGGUGAGCCGGUGCGGCUGCCAGUGAGGGGUGGGCUACGCCUCGCGCGGGGUGGCAUCGAUCUCCCAGUCUUUCCGGGUGGGGCGGUGGGUCGCGGGUCCCGUCCAGGAGUGGGAUCUCUCCCAGCCAUGGCACAUGGUGUGUUGCGCACUCGUUUAAGGCUGCCUGUUGUGAAUUUUGCUUUUGCUUUUGUUCCCUUUGGCAUGAAAUAGCUGGUAGACUUAUCAUGGAUAUGGACAUUACCCAGAUCCCCUUUUUUCGAAGCCUAGUUUUACUUUGUCGCUGCCCGCUAGACUGCAAGUUAAAGCUCAGGUCAAGGCUAUUGCUCAGACUCUUUUUGGCGGCCAAAACUGGCCCGCUAGUCACUCCGUCUAUGUAAUGGAGUCAUAGCGUGGCGUGCCGCCGCGGCUCGUGAAGUUCACUGAGUUUGUGAUUUUAGCUGUGCCAGGCUGAGCGCUCGCCGUCUCUGUUCAUUCUUCAUCGAGGUAGGGACGGGAAGGCAUGUUUGCUGCUUUUUCGCUGGUACGGAGUCCCUCUUCAACCGUUUUCGCAUGUGCAGUGGAAUGCUAUGCCGUGCGAGGGUUUUGAGUAACCGCCACUUUGUAAGUCCUGAAUUUACUUUUUUAUCAAAGGUU